UGGAACUGACUAUUGAGCUGGAAAGUUGUAAACAGAUAUAAAUUUAGUACCUCUUAUGUCUGAUGAGUAUAAGACCUUUAGGGGCUCUUUAGUUUUGGAUUUGAGGAAUUUGAUGACGUCACGUGCACACAUUCUAUUCAAAUUUUUGUUGCUACACAGCGAAACCUGAAGAAAUGGCGGCGCGCUUUCCAGACGAUGUAUCGGAAAGCGAAAGAACGAAGUUUCGCAAUGAAGAGGACUUCAGUGUGGGAUCAACAUCAGGGCCUAGGCAAAGUGGAUCAAAAGUUGAGGUUAUCAUGGCAGGAGAUGAUCGGGCGUGGAAUACAACUAUAAAUAGAUUGUUAGCACUUACCUUAGCCAGGGAUGCAAGACUCAGAUUUAGAGGAUUUGUGCCCAAAGAUACCUAUAGACGGUCUGAACUUGAAUCAAGUAUUGAACUUCUCGAAGAUGAGAAUACCAAGGGAAAUUUGCCAAGUGAGCUGUUGAAUUUUCCUCCUGACAAUGCUGAAAUGGACUAUCUGAUAAUGCACUCUUUUACACCUGAACUACGAGAACAAGCUGAGAAAAUUUGCAAGGCCAAAAACUGCAAAUGGAUUCAUGUUGCGCAUACCAUCUGGGCAGAAGUUGUGAAAUUCUUUGAUGCGAUGGGCAUAUCUAUUGCACGUACAGCUGAAGAGGAACAUCAGAGGCAGAUAGAAUUGUGUGAGAAGGCGGAUAUUGUUGUUACGAUUGGCCCCAAAGUAGCUGAAGCCUACAGGUUUGCGCUGCACUACUCUGGAAAAGAUACCAGUGUCAUCUGUCUAACGCCAGCAAUUUUUCCAGAAUUACACCAAAAUGGGAAAAGUGUCCAUAAAAUCCAUGAAAAUCGUGACAAAUUUUGUGUAUUAAUUGAUGCGGCAAAUUCUGCCGGGUAUUUCAAUGCCAAAGGUUGUGACAUUGCUGUUGAAGCAAUCUUAUCAUUGCAGGACAAGUCUUAUCACCUCCUUUUUGUUUCAAGACCUGGCAGUGAUUCUACAGACCUGCAAACCAUACUCCAGGCCAGAAGCCUGGAUUGGAAUCAGUUCACUAUAAAGUCAUGUGUGGGCACCACUGCACAUUGGGCCAAGUGUAUUGUUGAUGCUGAUGUUGUCAUCAUGCCUUCCAGGUUUGAGGGUUUUGGAUUGAGCGGUCUUUAUGCCAUUUCUGCCAAUAUACCUGUUCUUGUUAGCUGAAAUUCUGGACUUGCUAUGGC
This is a messenger RNA of Orbicella faveolata, 1231 nucleotides long. RefSeq lists its product as uncharacterized. NCBI's taxonomy places the organism in Eukaryota, Metazoa, Cnidaria, Anthozoa, Scleractinia, Merulinidae. The record is from RefSeq and is a predicted model, not a curated record.